Styela clava is the source of this 3705-nucleotide messenger RNA. RefSeq lists its product as uncharacterized. The record is from RefSeq and is a predicted model, not a curated record. Gene Ontology annotation, molecular function: nucleic acid binding. NCBI's taxonomy places the organism in Eukaryota, Metazoa, Chordata, Ascidiacea, Stolidobranchia, Styelidae. Gene Ontology annotation, biological process: DNA integration.
AUGAUAUCUGAUGUACAGAAUUUGCAAAGUGAUGUAGCUGUGAAUUUUAUUUCUACUACUCUUCCAUUGCUAUCAUUUAAUGACACUUCAUGCGAUACUUGCAUGUCACCUCAAAGUCUUCCAGAAGAAGAUCACAAUUUGCAGGAGGAAGAAAUUGCAUGUGAUAAUUCACAGACACCUACAAUUGACAACCAUGAACUAUAUUGCAAAAUCAUUGCCAAGCCGGAAGUGACAGAUUGUCAGAGGACGGAAAGCAGCAAAUUGAAUGGUUGUGAUUUUUUCUUUAUUUGUUCCACAUUGCAUGAUGAUAUCCUGGAUGAGAGUGAUGUUAACCGUGAAAUUGCUGUCUGUCAAACUUGUGGAAAUGAUUUUGCUGAUAUGAAUGCAGAUCCAUUAACAACACAACCUUCUUUGGAUGAUGAACGAGCUACACAAAUUAUGAAUGAUACUUUGAAGCGUGUUGACGGACGAUUGCAAAUUGGUUUAUUAUGGAAAUAUGAUGAUAUUAAAUUACCGUACAACUAUAACAUGGCUCUCAAACGUCUCAUGUCUGUCAAGCGAAGAAUGGAGAAGGAUGCUGAAUUCGCUACAAAGUACAUUGAGAAACUGGAUGAAUAUAUAAAGAAUGGAUAUGCUGAACAGAUACCAGAAGAUGAAUUGGCACCUACCGAGAGAACCUGGUUCAUUCCACACCAUGCAACAAGACAAUCGAAGUUUCGUGUUGUCUUUGACAGUUCAGCAGAGUUUGAUGGAAAAUCACUGAACAAGAAUUUACUAUCAGGACCUGAUUUCAAUAACUCAUUAGUUGGAGUUCUUCUACGCUUCCGUUUGAACCCCAUUGCUGUGUCGUGUGACAUUCGACAGAUGUUUCACAGAAUAUUCGUGAAGCCUGAAGAUACACAAUCUCUUCGUUUUCUAUGGUUCCCUACACAUGAUCCCACAAAACCUGUUUCUCAAUUUAGAAUGCUAUCUCAUGCCUUUGGUACUACCUGCUCACCUUCUAUUGCAACCUUUGCCCUACGAAAGGUUGCAGAAGAUAAUUUAUCUAAUGCUGAUCCGACCGCUGUUCAAUGCAUUUGCUCUAAUUUUUAUGUAGAUGACGGAUUGUUUUCAAAGGAUACUGUAGAGGAGACUUCUACACUAGUUCGACAAACUAUUGAUUUACUGGCAACAGGAGGUUUUCACUUAACUAAAUUUUUAAGCAAUGAACCAGAAGUUCUACAAUGUGUUUCUGAGGAAGACAAGGCUCCUGUUGCUCAUGCUCUGGAACUAGGCGAUGAUGCGGUGAGUCGUACUUUAGGAUUGAAUUGGAAUGCAGCCACUGAUCAAUUUGUUGUUAUCGUCAGAAUUCAGGAACGUCCUCCUACUCGUCGUGGCAUAUUAUCAAUGGUGUCGCAGAUAUUUGACCCUCUUGGGUAUGUUCAACCAUUUGUACUUGCAGCUCGUAUCAUUCUGCAAGAUCUUUGUUAUGAAGAAUUUCAAUGGGAUGAUACAAUUACUGGCCCUCUUAGAGACAAAUGGGAAGAAUGGUCAUCUAAAUUACCUUCAUUGAAUGGGAUAUCAUUUUGUAGAUGCUACAGACCAAAAGGAUUUACACCAUCUACUUUUCAGUUCCAUGUAUUUUGUGAUGCAAGUUCUUUUGCAUAUGGAACUUAUGCUUAUUUGAAAAUAAUUGACGAUGCAGGAAACAUUCACACUGCAUUUGUUAAAGGCUCGUCAAGGGUGGCUCCAAAGAAAGUUGUAACGAUACCACGUCUUGAACUGACUGCAGCGGUUGCUGCUACAGAAUUGGCGAGAUGCAUAAAAUUGGAAUUGAAUGAAGUGAUAACAGAUGUAUUUUUCUAUACGGAUUCAAUGACAGUUCUUCGAAUGAUAAACAGUCGAUCUGAACGUUUCAAAACUUUUGUUGCUAAUCGAUUGAAUACAAUUCACUUGCUUUCUCAACCUAGACAAUGGCAUCAUGUUGACACUAAGUCUAAUCCAGCAGAUAUUGCCAGUCGUGGACUAAUGCCUGACAAGUGCCACAAAGCUGAUUGCUGGUUUAAAGGACCUUCUUUUCUGAGAAGCAAGGAACCAUUGAGAAAUUCACAUAUUUCUGAAACAAUUGAGGACUCUGAAAUAUGUUCUGAAGUGAAAGUUAAUUAUAAUGAGAUUUCCUACAAGGACAAGAAUUCUACUAUACAACAACCUGGACUUAUGCUGUUGUUGAAACGUUACUCUAAAUUUGAAAGACUUAUUUCCUCUGUGAUAUGGCUUCAAAGAUUCAAGACUUACAUGAUUGGGAAAUUGCUACAUCGUUCUGAUUCUCCAGUUACUGGUUGUUUUACUGUUGCAGAACGGGAAAAUGCAACUAUAGAUAUUGUGAAACUUAUACAAGCAGAUUCGUUGUCUGCUGAGCUUUGCUAUUUUAAAGAUAUGAUGAGUUCGGGCCCUCCACCUUCUGACAGAAAGAGACUUAAAUCGCCAUUUGCUAAAGAACUUUUGCAGUGUAAUCCAUAUGUGGCUGAUGGCAUACUUCGAGUUGGAGGCAGGCUUCGUCAAUCUGAAUUACAACCUGAUCAAAGGAAUCCUGUAAUUUUACCCCCAUAUCACCAUGCUACUAAACUACUAAUUGAUUGUUACCACUGUGAACAUGGACAUUGUGGAAGCAAUCAAGUACAGGCCUAUUUGUUACAAAAAUAUUGGAUAUUGCAUCUUCAGUCAGCGGUGGCAAAAGUUCUUAGAGAAUGCAUGCCAUGCAAGAUUCGAUCUGCCAGACCUGGUAAACAAUGGAUGUCAGAUAUGCCUGCUGUUAGGCUUUGUACAGGAAAUAGACCAUUCUUUCACAGCUUCGUUGAUUAUUUUGGUCCUAUAAAGGUCAAGUUGGGCAGAAGCGAACAUAAGCGUUACGGAGUUAUAUUCACUUGUCUUUCUACUCGAGCAAUUCAUCUGGAGGUUGCAGAGAGUUUGGAUACCUCUGCAUUUUUACAAGCCUUUUUUCAUUUUGUCUCGCGACGUGCAAGACCAGCUCACAUGUACUCUGACAAUGGUACGAAUUUUAUUGCUGGAAGUAAAGCUCUCAAGGAUGGAAUUACAAAUUGGAAUAAGAAACAAAUUGACAAUGCUCUUGCACAAAAGGGAAUUCAAUGGCAUUUUUCACCACCUCUUGCAAGUCACCAGAAUGGAGUUGUUGAAAGAUUGAUCAGAGAAGUUAAGAAGAUUUUGAGGAAUAUGCUUGAUGAUAAACCAUUAACCGAUUAUUCACUUUGGUCUUUUCUGGCUGGAGUGGAAUCCAUCUUAAAUGACAGACCCCUUACCCGAGUAAGUAAUGAUCCCAGAGACCUCCAUGCCCUGUCACCUAAUUCUAUUUUACUAAGUAAAUUAGAUCCUGAUCUACCCCCUGAUGUUUUUCUGCGAGCUGAUGAGUAUAGACAGGGCUAUAGACAUGUCCAGCGGUUGUUGGAUAUAUUUUGGCAGAGAUUUACUAGGGAAUAUUUACCUCUGCUUCAGAAACGCUCAAAGUGGUUUCAUCCCUCCCCUAACCUGAAACCUGGUAACUUAGUACUUAUGUGUGAUGACAUACUUCCCCGUGGUAGUUGGCCAAUGGCUGUUGUGGAUGAGGUUUAUCCUGAUAGACUAGGCAUUGUGCGUAGGGUGAAGGUACGAACCUCUAAAUCUACGUUCAUGCGUGAUGUUAGGAAGAUAUGUUCACUUGAACUUGAUUAA